AUAUGACGUUUAUCCACUUCCCCUUCAGGGCACCAGAAGAUUCAGGACACGCUUAGCCAGGGGAGGGAGAGACAAUGAGCUCCAAACAGCACUGUGUCAAACUAAAUGAUGGCCACUUCAUUCCUGCCCUGGGCUUUGGCACCUAUAAACCCAAGGAGGUUCCCAAGAGUAAGUCGCUUGAGGCGGCACACCUAGCUAUAGAUGUUGGGUACCGCCACAUUGAUACGGCCUCUGCAUACCAAGUAGAAGAGGAGAUAGGACAGGCCAUUCAAAGCAAGAUUAAAGCUGGGGUUGUAAAGAGAGAAGACAUGUUCAUCACUACAAAGCUUUGGUGGGGUUGCCUUCGAACAGAGAUGGUCAGACCUGCUUUGGAAAAAUCACUGAAAAACCUUCAACUGGAUUAUGUUGAUCUUUUCCUUAUACAUAACCCAGUGCCAAUAAAGUCAAGUGUUGAUGAAUCUCCAUUAGAUGAAAAAGGGACAUUUAUAUUGGAUACUGUGGAUUUCUGUGACACAUGGGAGAUGUUGGAGAAGUGUAAGGAUGCAGGGUUGGUCAAGUCCAUUGGGGUGUCCAACUUUAACCACAAGCAGCUGGAGCGACUCCUAAACAAGCCAGGACUGAAGUACAAACCUGUCUGCAACCAGGUUGAAUGUCAUCUUUAUUUGAACCAGAGUAAGCUACUGGAUUACUGCAAAUCAAAAGACAUUGUUCUCGUUGCCUACGGCGCUCUGGGAACCCAGCGAUAUAAAGAAUGGGUGGACCAGAACUCCCCCGUUCUCUUGGAUGAUCCAAUUCUCUGUGAUGUGGCUAAAAAGAACAAGCGAAGCCCUGCCUUGAUUGCCCUUCGGUACCUGUUUCAGCGUGGGGUGGUGCCCCUUGCCCAGAGUUUCAAAGAGAAUGAGAUGAGAGAGAAUUUGCAGGUUUUUGAAUUUCAGUUGUCUCCUGUGGACAUGAAAACACUAGAUGGCCUAAACAGAAAUUUUCGAUACCUUCCACUGGAGUUGUAA
Messenger RNA from Rattus rattus (black rat), 1007 nucleotides. Its product is annotated as aldo-keto reductase family 1 member C13-like. Gene Ontology annotation, cellular component: cytosol. Gene Ontology annotation, molecular function: ketosteroid monooxygenase activity; aldose reductase (NADPH) activity; steroid dehydrogenase activity. The coding region runs from base 75 to 1007 and encodes 310 amino acids. The transcript is spliced from 8 exons. NCBI's taxonomy places the organism in Eukaryota, Metazoa, Chordata, Mammalia, Rodentia, Muridae. Gene Ontology annotation, biological process: steroid metabolic process. The record is from RefSeq and is a predicted model, not a curated record.